GGACUACACAAAAGGCAGGAACAACCUCCACAUAUUUCCAGGGAGCUAUCGGAACUACAUAUAAAAUGCCUUCUGAGAAUGAAAGGAAGCAUAGCGCAGAUGGACACAGUCUUAAGAUUGCUGCAUCCAACGAGGGUGAACAUGAAGAAAAAGACAAGGACAAGAAGAAGAAGAAGAAGGCAGAAAAGGCCAAUAUGGUCAGCCCAUUGAAAAUGUUCCGCUACUCCAGCUGGUCAGACAGGCUCCUCAUGCUGCUGGGCACUCUGCUGGCAGUAGCCCAUGGAAGCAGCCUCCCUAUCACCAUGAUAAUCUUUGGGGACAUGACUGACAGCUUCGUUGGCACUGGAAACGCAAGUGUAACAGAAGAUACUAUUCCACCGAAUGUCACUGAGGAAAUUCUUAACAAGCUGGAAGAAGAUAUGACAAGAUAUGCAUAUUACUAUUGUGGAAUAGCAGCUGGUGUUCUCCUUGCUGCUUACAUCCAAACCUCAUUUUGGACCCUAGCAGCAGGCCGGCAAAUCAAAAAAAUCAGAGAAAAGUUUUUUCAUGCAAUCAUGAAGCAAGAAAUUGGCUGGUUUGAUGUCAAUGAUGUGGGAGAACUCAACACUCGCCUGCUAGAUGAUGUCUCCAAGAUCAAUGAAGGAAUAGGUGACAAAAUUGGAUUGCUUGUUCAAUCACUAACAACAUUCAUAGCAGGAUUUAUUGUUGGUUUUAUAAGAGGAUGGAAACUAACCCUUGUCAUACUAGCAGUCAGUCCUGUCCUGGGACUUUCAGCAGCAAUCUGGGCUAAGGUUCUCUCUGCCUUCACUGACAAAGAACAAGCUGCAUACGCAAAAGCAGGUGCUGUUGCAGAGGAAGUUCUGGGAGCUGUCCGGACUGUGAUAGCCUUUGGAGGACAGGAAAAAGAAAUUAAAAGAUACCAUAAAAAUUUAGAAGAUGCUAAAAAGAUAGGAAUAAAAAAGGCAAUUACAUCCAAUAUUUCUAUGGGUGCUGCUUUCUUCCUGAUCUAUGCAUCAUAUGCACUGGCCUUCUGGUAUGGAACCACCUUGAUCUUAAGUGAUGAUUACACUAUUGGUAAAGUCCUCACAGUCUUUUUCUCUGUCCUGAUCGGAGCUUUCAGCAUUGGACAGGCUGCUCCAAGCAUAGAGGCAUUUGCUAGUGCCAGAGGAGCUGCCUAUACCAUCUUCAAGAUCAUAGACAAUGAACCUCAAAUUGACAGCUACUCAGAGGCAGGUUACAAACCAGAGUACAUCAAAGGCAAUGUGGAAUUCCAGAAUGUUCACUUCAAUUAUCCAUCCAGACCAGAUGUGCAGAUCCUGAGGGGCUUGAAUCUCCAAGUGAACAGUGGCCAGACAGUGGCCCUGGUUGGUAGCAGUGGCUGUGGGAAAAGCACAACAGUUCAGCUCAUCCAGAGAUUCUACGACCCCAAGGAGGGCACGGUCACCAUCGACGGGCAGGACAUCAGGAGCCUGAACGUGAGGUACCUGCGGGAGGCGAUCGGGGUGGUGAACCAGGAGCCUGUGCUCUUUGCCACCACCAUUGCCGAGAACAUUCGCUACGGCCGGGAGGACGUCACCAUGGAGGAGAUUGAGAAAGCCACCAAGGAAGCCAAUGCCUAUGACUUCAUCAUGAGGCUGCCCAAUAAGUUUGAGACCCUGGUUGGAGAAAGAGGAGCCCAGCUGAGCGGAGGCCAGAAGCAAAGAAUAGCCAUUGCCCGGGCCCUGGUGCGCAACCCCAAGAUCCUGCUGCUGGAUGAGGCCACCUCAGCCCUGGACACCGAGAGCGAGUCGGUCGUGCAGGCUGCGCUCGACAAGGCACGGGAGGGCCGCACCACGGUGGUGGUGGCUCACCGGCUGUCAACAGUGCGAAACGCAGACCUCAUCGCUGUGUUUGAUGCUGGAGUCAUCGUAGAACAAGGCACCCAUGCCCAGCUGCUGGAGAAAAAGGGAAUCUACUACAAACUUGUUAGCAUGCAGGCUAUAGAAGUCCCAGAAUCAGAAAAAGAUGAGAAUGCACUCAGUGUCCAAUUGGAAACAGAAUCUGAUGAAUCGUUAUCAAGAGGCUUGAGAAGACGAUCGACUCGGAGAAGCAUGAAGAAGCCAGGAGCACAAAGUGAGGAUCCCGAGGAGAAAACAAGUACACCUGCUGAAGAGUUACCUCCAGCUCCCUUCCUGAAAAUCAUGAAGUUGAACAAAACCGAGUGGCCAUAUUUUGUAGCUGGAACUUUGUCUGCAAUUGUCAACGGAGUCAUGCAGCCUGCAUUUGCCAUCAUAUUUUCAGAAAUCAUAGGGGUUUUCUCAGAAACAGACAAGACUGUUCUGAAACAAAAGAGCGACCUGUACUCACUGCUGUUUUUAGUGGUUGGCAUCGUUUCCUUCUUCACUUUCUUCUUUCAGGGCUUCGCGUUUGGCAAAGCUGGAGAAAUCCUGACCAUGAGGCUCCGGUUUAUGGCUUUCAAAGCAAUGCUCAGACAGGACAUGGGCUGGUUUGAUAAUACCAAAAACAGCACUGGAGCAUUAACUACAAGGCUUGCUAAUGAUGCCUCACAGGUGAAAGGGGCAACUGGAACCAGACUGGCAUUGAUCACCCAGAACGUAGCUAACCUGGGGACUGGAAUUAUUAUUUCCUUGGUUUAUGGCUGGCAGCUGACCCUGCUCCUUUUGGGUGUUGUGCCAAUCAUUGCAGUGGCAGGAAUGAUUGAAAUGAAGAUGUUGGCUGGGCAUGCUAAGAAAGAUAAAAAAGAGCUGGAAGCUGCAGGAAAGGUUGCCACAGAAGCCAUAGUAAACAUCAGAACUGUUGCCAGCUUGACCCGAGAGAGAAAAUUUGAGGCCAUGUACGGAGAAUAUCUGCAUGUCCCAUACAGGAACUCUGUGAAGAAGGCCCACGUAUUUGGGUUCUGCUUUGCCCUCUCACAAGCCAUGAUGUUCUUCACCUAUGCUGGCUGCUUCCGCUUUGGUGCCUACCUGGUGAGGCAUGACCUCAUGGAGUACAAACAUGUCUUCCUAGUGUUCUCAGCUAUUGUCUUUGGUGCCAUGGCAUUGGGGCAGAGCAGCUCUUUUGCUCCAGACUAUGCCAAAGCCAAGGUCUCAGCUGCCCACCUGUUCCUGCUGUUUGAGAGGGUCCCAUCCAUAGACAGUUACAGCGAGGAUGGGGAGCAGCCUGAAUCGUUUGAGGGAAACAUCACCAUCAAAGACGUGAUGUUCAACUACCCAAACAGACCCGAGGUCAAAAUACUCCAGGGUUUGAAUCUGAAAGUAGAAAAGGGACAGACCCUGGCUCUGGUGGGCAGCAGUGGCUGUGGGAAGAGCACUGUUGUGCAGCUGCUGGAGAGGUUCUAUGAUCCCCUGGAAGGAGAAGUGCUUUUUGAUGGCAAAAAUUCAAAGUCACUCAACAUCAAGUGGCUGAGGGCCCAGCUGGGCAUCGUGUCCCAGGAGCCCAUCCUGUUUGACUGCACCAUCGCUGAGAACAUUGCCUAUGGGGACAACAGCCGGCAGGUGUCUCACGAGGAGAUCGUGCAUGCAGCCAAAGAGGCCAACAUCCACUCCUUCAUUGACUCACUGCCAAAUAAAUACAACACCCGUGUGGGGGACAAGGGCACGCAGCUGUCCGGGGGGCAGAAGCAGCGCAUCGCCAUCGCCCGCGCCCUGGUGCGGCGGCCCCGCGUCCUGCUGCUGGAUGAGGCAACCUCUGCGCUGGACACCGAGAGCGAGAAGGUUGUGCAGGAGGCCCUGGACAAGGCCCGGGAAGGUCGCACCUGCAUCGUGAUCGCUCACCGCCUCUCCACCAUCCAGAGCGCCGACAAGAUCGCCGUCAUCGACGGCGGCAGGGUGGUGGAGCAGGGCACCCACCAGCAGCUGCUGGCUCACAAAGGCAUCUACUACUCCCUGGUCAAUGUGCAGAGCGGGUCCAGCAACAUGUGAAUUAAAGGCAGUACCCACCUCUGGAUUGUCACUGUAGUCAUUUCAGUCCUGCUGAGUUUGUCCCUCUAGUCCCUUCCAUAGUGAUACUCAGUCCUGAUGCUCUUGGCUCACCUCCUUCCUUGCAUAAGUCCCGCAAAGCCAAGAAAUGCUCCAUAAAUAUGUACCAGGUUACCAGUUUCUCACUGCUGCCUGUCAUUACUGAAACCAGUCUGCUGCAUGGCCAGAGUAGAGGGCUGCUGCACCCAGAGGAGCAUGAGCAUGCUCAGCCAAACCAAGAGAUACCAGCUUGCCUUGGGCUGGCAGGACCCUGCUGAGCACACCUGGCUGGGGAACAUCUUCAUGCUCAGUUUUGCUAUCACCAGAACCAAGCCUCAAGCCUUACCCUCCAUGUGCCUGUGGGAGGCACCCUCAGUCGUGGCCUGUUGGGCUUCUUCUCAACACGUCAUGAGAGCUUGCAGGUCUGGACCAGAUGUCCCCUGUUCUGCUGUGGAGCUUUUUAAAGAGCAGAAGUCUUGAAAAUAGAGGCACAGGCUUGAAACAAAGGUCCCAGAACUGUGAUGGUGGUUGAAGAAGUGAAACCUUAAGACUGCUUCAAUGCAAAGGAGCAAGACAAACCCCACCAGCUGAUGGGCAAGGCACCCGCUGCAGCCUGGCAAAGUGGCACCCAAAGUCCUGGGGGCCAGAGGUCAAGGGCCAAGAACUACCUAAAUUCUGCAGUGGUUUAGGAAAAGUGAAAAUCUGGGAUCUGGGCUUGGAGAAGGGGAAAGGAAGGCACCCUUCCAGUGCUUGCUUCCUCCACUGGAGACCUUACGAUGACCCUGCUGACUGCAGAACUGUAACCAUCAGUGCUGACUCCAUGGCACCAGCUGUGUGGCAGUGCCCAUGGGUCGCUGAUGGAGGCUGCCAGUGAAGAACUGCUUGGAACAUGUAGCAAUACUUUAAUGAAUUAUGAGCUAACCAUGAGCCCUGUGUAUUGUUAAUGAA
Indicator indicator is the source of this 4904-nucleotide messenger RNA. RefSeq names its product ATP binding cassette subfamily B member 1 (gene ABCB1). NCBI's taxonomy places the organism in Eukaryota, Metazoa, Chordata, Aves, Piciformes, Indicatoridae. Gene Ontology annotation, molecular function: ATP hydrolysis activity; ABC-type transporter activity; ATP binding. Gene Ontology annotation, cellular component: membrane. Gene Ontology annotation, biological process: transmembrane transport. The record is from RefSeq and is a predicted model, not a curated record. Bases 66 to 3920 code for a protein of 1284 amino acids. The transcript has 28 exons.